CAGUAGAGCUCUAACGCAAGACAUGAGGCAUCGGACUAUGCUCUCUCAAGGCGAGUGGAACUCUAGCAGGAAUACGGGCGUCAGCGUGCCUGGAGGAUGGGAUUAAGUUCCGUAUCUCCUUGAUGCAGGGGACUGUUCAUGUAUUCUUGUUCUUGCGCACCAACACUGCUGUGAAGGGGCACGGCAGUCUCGCAUCAACAGCGAAUCCCCAGGACGGAGCAGACUACUUUCCAUAGCCAUGGCGUUGCCACCCGUCUCUUCAAACCUACCAUCCCAGGCCCAGCUCUCUUUGCGUCUUUCUCGAGCGGAAUCGAGAAACCACCCGCCGAUUCUUGCAUUGCCACCCGAGCUCCACCUCAUGGUUACCCAGGAGCUAAGCUACCCAGAUGUGCUGGCUUUGAAACUCUGCCAUCCAUACUUCCACGGGUUACUCGACCGUGAAACUACCAUUCAAAGUCGGGUCCAGUGGAUUGUAGAUCGCGCAAGGUUGGGUCUUCCUAUUCCUCGAAGCACAAAGGUGUCAUUCCGCUCUGAUGCCUCGUUUGUAGCACAUCCCGAGAUCGGAAAGAUUCUGAGGCAGAGACUGCGCCAUCACGACUGCCUAGAAUGUGAGACAGCAAGAGAGUUUGUAGUGAAAGCCAUGGGGACUGCGAGAGGAAGGACCUUCUGUUUUGUAACGGAGGAAGAUUGUUGUCCUCAUAUCAUCAGUCCCAAGCCCAGGAAUCAGCAGUUAAAGUGGCUGCGACAGUUGUGGGUUGAUGCGGACAACCGAGCAGAGCCACCGACUUCGACCAUACUCGCGGGUAUCAAAAGAUUGAGCCUGUGCCUUUGGAUGGCGGUCAUCUGGUUGGCCUUAGACAGGCUUAUCUUCAUCGCGCUUGGCGCUUGAUAUUGUGUUAACUCCACCAGCGCUCCGGAAAGGGAAUGCUUCUGUGUCAAGCACAUGAGCAAUCUUCAAAUGGUGCCCAUCUGAAAAUCUGUGCCGCUCAGCCAUGAAUCCCAUUGGGUCCAGUCAAUACCUUCCGAGAUGAGCUCUUCCAUGUCUUGAUUCUGGGGCAGCAGCGAGUUCGGAUCCUCGUCUAGCAUGCUGGAUGGCAUACCAGUCUCAGAUGCGGAGACGUCGAUCAAGCAACUUCUGCUGCUAUCAGGUUCAUGUGGCGAGUUUUGUUGAUUCAAGGCGUGCGAUCGCGGUGGUCUGUUGCUUGCAGAUUGAUCGCGCGCACAAUCUGGGGACGACUUCGUGGCUGGAGGUGUCUCAGUGCCGCUGAUUUUGAAACGAGAAUCCUUUCCUUGCCUACGCAACGACAGUUUGGUUUGCAAUCGGAGCCGAGCGGUUUCUUGGAUCUGCCGGAGUUGGUGGAUGAAGGGUGGAACAUCGCCGCUUACGAUUCCUUCCCUGGCCAUCGCUAUCUCUCGCGCCUUGAAGGCUUUCAAGCAUAGGUUGCCAACCGCAACGUAUAAGGUUCUCUCAGUAUCUGUCAUCAUUGCUGGGUUAUUUUGGAACGUCGUCUCCACCAACCGCCAUGCCUUGGAGGAAUCCACCACAAGGGGUUCAACCCGGAGAGUGUCAAGUACAUGAACGAAAGCCGACCAUUUCAGAUAGUAGGCGAAGUUCCAGGAAAACUGGCGGACAUGUGGGCUUGACUGAAUCAUGUCGAAUUGCUCCAGCAGCUUCAGACUGACAUUCCAAACGUACUUCCGCUCCGAUUCUGGCACCUGUAAUCGAUUCUUCCACUUCCUUGGAUGUCGAGCCAUAAAGCGACAUACGUUCAAGGAAUACCGGGCGAAGAGAACUGUUGUAAGGUGCAAAGGAUCCGACGGUUCGCAAUAGCGGAGAUACUUGGUUUCGAUAUGGUUCUGCAGUUCUUGGAUCGCAUCGUCGUUCGGCAUGACACUUUCCUUGGUCGCGAAGAUGUCGGCGACAAAGUUCGGUCCGCACGCCUUGCGAUUGAUGGACGCCAUUCGUCCAGCAAAGGCAAAGAAUUCCGACUGGACAGCACAAAAUAUCAUGUCAGUGGGCUUAGAAGAGUCUGACGGGGGGGCCGGCAUGCCAGGGUAGAUGUCCGCAUCAUCAGUAUUUGUGAGUGUCCCGGUCAUGUGGAUGUCCCCAUUCAGGGGUUGGAAAGUAGGUAGACCACACAUUUCAGCGGCACGGUUGUCGUGCAUCUUCAAGCAGCUCCAGAUCCUGCGCCAGAUUUCGGCUUCGAAAGGUGCAAGCGCCAGUAGGGUUGCAUUUUGACGUAGACCGAUGGCUUCUGCAAUCCGGAGUGCAACGCCCGUCAAUGUCCAUAUUGAUCGUGGGCUGGAAGUGUCUCGAAUUGAAAGGAUAUGUAGGGUCAGAGCUUGCAGCACUACAAGGUUUUUCG
Molecule: messenger RNA, 2366 nt
Organism: Exophiala dermatitidis NIH/UT8656
Lineage: Eukaryota; Fungi; Ascomycota; Eurotiomycetes; Chaetothyriales; Herpotrichiellaceae
Exons: 2
Coding region: 239-889 (216 amino acids)
Source: RefSeq, a predicted model, not a curated record